Molecule: messenger RNA, 1695 nt
Organism: Saccoglossus kowalevskii
Lineage: Eukaryota; Metazoa; Hemichordata; Enteropneusta; Harrimaniidae
Product: neuronal acetylcholine receptor subunit alpha-2-like
Source: RefSeq, a predicted model, not a curated record
AUGGCUGAUGAAGAGACUGGUUUGUUGGAAGACCUCCUAAGUAGCUAUAACAUGCUCACAAGACCUGUAGAGAACAAAUCGGAUAUUGCAGAUGUUUUCAUCGACCUAGUUGUAGUUAAAAUCCCAGACAUUACCUGGAUUGAUUAUCGUCUGAGUUGGAAUGCAUCUAAUUACAGCGAUAUACAAUGGUUAUUAGUUCCAUCCGAGAAAGUUUGGUUUCCAGAAUUGUAUUUAGAGAACACAUUUAUUGAGGGUGAAUUGCCCUCCAAGCCUACAUAUGUACGCAUAGAGUCCAAUGGAACAGUGCUGUCACACAACCAUGCCGUGUUAGAAAGUCAUUGUUAUCUUGACAUGACGUAUUUCCCGUUUGAUUCCCAAAAAUGCAGUCUACGAUUCUUAUCAAGAAUAUACUACAAUACAGAACUCCGAAUACACGUAAAAGAAAACGUGUCAUUGGAUGAUUUCGUAUUGUUUCCAAACUACGAGUGGACAGUCCUGGAAGUGUUUACACGUGUUAACGCAGCAAAGACUUCCGUUUUUUCACCAGAUGAACAAUCAAUUGCUGUUUUUGAGAUACACCUGGAAAGGGUCUUUUUAUAUUACACAGUGAAUAUUAUCGUACCUACGUUCUUGUUGUCAGCCUUAUCGCUUUGUGUAUUCUGGCUACCCCCGGAUUGUGGCGAGAGAAUUAGUUUAAGCGUUUCACUUUUGGUAACAAUGAGUGUAUUUGAACUGUUGAUAGCUGAUAUAAUUCCUACAAAUAUUAAUAAAAUACCGCUUAUCAGUCAGGUGAUAUUGUUUGAUAUGGCAGUGAUUGGGACGACGAUCAUCAUUAGUACUAUUGUGAUUAAUAUGCAAAGAAAAAGUACCUCCGGGCGACCAGUUGGAAAAGUUUCCCGCAGACUGUGUCUGGGAAGAAGAUGUUGUAGUGGAACACGUGGCAGGUCUGACUCGACCGAUAACCACCAUGAACAUGUUGUUCUGGCAAACAUCGGCAACCAUGAGAUUGUGGUAGAAAAUGACAAUGACGCCCUAAGAGGGCAAAUAGAAGAGUAUAACAUUGAAAGAAAUCAAGAUGUGUCGGGUAAAAACAGGAUUAAGGACGAAAUAACGCAAGACAAAUAUAAAUGCCACCAAACUCAGAUGGAAGUUACAAAGAGCGAGUGGGAGGCACUUAUUAGAAAUGUUGACUGUACAUUUUUCUAUAUCUAUUUAUUCAUUUUCAUAGCUGUCAGCAUUGAAGUUGAAAGAAUGUGGCACUUAAAAACAAUGAUUGUAUCCGCGGUAGAUGGAGCACCUGGUCUAGUCAACAAAAACACCCUAAAACAUGUUGAUACAAUUUCUGGAAACCCAAGUCUGCAAGAGAUACAGAAAAUUGUUCUUAAUAGCACUGCACAUCUGCUGGUAAAAGCGUUAUCAAUUCAGACUUGUUUACGUGUUGUUGGUAAUGAUUUGAAUAAUAUACUGGCCUGUAGUCCUGAUUCUGAUGUUGAUGUGAGCACUAUGUCAUCUGCAUAUAAUAGGCUAGAUAUAGGCUGGUUGGUGAGUUCAGGGAUGUCAAUUGAGUUUUUAUCAAGUUCUGUUGAUAUGUCAUUGAUAAAGAUAUUGAAAAAUGUUGGGAUUAAUGGACAACCUUGUUUUACGUCAUUUUCUAUUUCAAAAGUUGGUGGUAAUCUUCCAUCCAGUUUAACUUGA